GUCUGGGCAUAACACCCCACCCCCAACGUUUUCGGAAAACAGAGUACAGCGCCGUCCGCCUAAAUCACGGAAGCGAAAAAGUGAUUUGCAGGCUGCUGCAAAUUAUGGAAGAGAGCGGAGGAAGACCUAAGCACACUGCAACUUGUUGAAGAAGCUUUUCAAGAAAUCAAGCACGCCACCGUUAAUUAUCUUCUAUUUCAUAUCGUUGGGUUCAAGAAUGACGCUUCAUUGUUGUCUUCUAUUAUUACUGGAGUAGUGACUAUUAUCAGAACAUUUGUCUCCACCUACGAUUUUCCAUAGGGUCGGAAGGAGAAAACUGCUUCUUGAAGCUUGUGUUCAGAAGUUCAUCUGCCAGGCUACAAUUGGAAGGAUUUUAUUUGAUGAUUUGAAACCUACAGGCACUCUUGGUAAAGCAAAAGCAAGAAUUGUGGUGGUAUUGGUUUGCUUGUUUGUGAUGUCGUUUGUGUGGUCAUGGGUCCUCUUGGUUGGUUGAUACUAAGUGAAACAUUCUCAAUGGAGACGAGAACUGCAGGGCCCGGCCCCAGAAACAGCCCAUGACCCGUUGCAGCAAGAUUUGUAAAAGCCAAACUUCUUCGAUGGCUCAAUGAGUCCGAGCGCGCAGAGCCCCUUCUUCCAAGUUCCGAAAAUUGAACCUCCGUAACACUGCGGCUUCCUCUGCCGGCUCUGCGGCUGGUCUUCCUCUACGGCUGGCUUCUUUAAUCAUCGUUGAUUCUCUGUUUAUGCACCGCGUCUCUCCUCUGUUUCUCUGUGUGAGUAAUUCUAGGGCCUCUUCAACAUCUUUAACUACUAGUGCUGACUGCAUGAUGGUCAAUUAACAUUGGCUGCUUUAUUCCAUAUGCUAGGAUGAUGUUUUAGAGGGAGCUUAAAUUUCAGCGGCAUAAAACUGAUUUCAUGGAGUUUGUUCGACUUUGAACGAAUUUCAUUGACGUGAUGGAGUGAUGAGAAAGUUGAUUAGGUUGAUCUUUACUUAUUUGGGGGAGUUGCUGCAUCUUGCAUAGGAUGGGUUUCUUUCAUAGAAAUGACAGCCUUGUGCCAUUGUUUGCAAUUCUUUUAUCAUCAACGCCCCUUAGAUUUUCCUACAAAGUAUUUUCAGUUCUUUUUCAUUGGACCAUUUUUUAGCCAACGACUUUCUUCAUUGUUCUCAACCAGUACCAGGCCUUUUCCCAAUUAUUCCCCAAAGAAACCCUCCAUUAGGGACUCUGAAAUUGUUUGUCAAAUUUCAACUGCAAUAAAGUUGCGCCACUCCGAACCUCUCCACCACAUUUUAAAGGCUUACGAAUCCAAGUUUAGGUCUGACUACCUAAUUUGGGUUCUUAUGGACAUUAAAAACGAUUAUCAAUUGGUUUUGGAUUUCGUUGAUUGGGUCGCUCUACGUAGAGACCCGACCUUAGAAGCUCGGUGCAUUGUUAUUCAAAUUGCUGUUGCUUCGAAGGACCUAAAAAUGGCUCAUAAACUUAUCCGAGAAUUUUGGGAAAAGCCCAAUUUGGACAUUAGUCUUUCAUUCACCCAUUUUGUUGAGCAGUUGAUAUACACUUAUAGAGAUUGGGGUUCAGAUCCACGCACCUUUGAUGUUCUCUUCCAAGUCCUUGUUGAAUGUAGGAUGCUCAAUGAAGCAAAAGAUCUCUUUCACAAGUUGUUGAACUAUGGAUUGGUUAUUUCUGUUGAUUCUUGUAACUUGUAUCUUACACACCUGUCAAGAGAUAUUGAUGGGCUUCCAAACAUUAUAAAGGUUUUUAAAGAAUUUCCUGAAGUGGGUGUUCGUUGGAACACGGCCUCAUAUAAUAUCAUUAUUGGUUCUCUUUGCCGAUCAGGGAAAGUAAGAGAAGCUCACCAUUUGCUCCUACAAAUGGAGUGGAAGGGCUGUAUUCCUGACAUUGUGACUUAUAGCACCGUAAUCAAUGGAUAUUGUCAUGCUGGAGAACUCCAAAUAGUGUUGAAGCUUUUAGAAGAAAUGCAAAUAAAAGGAGUGAGACUGAACCGAUAUACAUAUAAUAGCAUAAUCUUUCUUCUCUGCAAGAGUGGUCAAGUUAUGGAAGCUGAAAAGAUCUUGAGGGAGAUGUUGACCCUACAAAUAACUCCUGAUAAUGUGGUUUACACAACUCUUAUUGAUGGUUUCUGUAAAUUGGGCAAUAUUCCUGCUGCUUAUAAGCUAUUUGAUGAAAUGCGCAGUCAGAAAAUAUGUUCCGAUGUUAUAACAUAUACUGCCAUUAUUUGUGGGCUUGUUCAAAGUGGGAAGAUGAUGGAAGUAGGUAAUCUUUUCCAAGAAAUGCAGAGAAUAGGGUUGGAAGCAGAUGAAGUUACUUAUACAGCUGUUAUUGAUGGUUAUUGCAAAGCAGGUGAUAUAAAAAGAGCCUUUUCUCUUCACAAUCAGAUGGUUCAGAUGGGCCUUACUCCAACGGUUGCCACAUACACUGCGCUUGCUGAUGGCCUUUGUAAAAAUGGCGAGUUAGAGACAGCAAAUGAGCUUCUUCAUGAGAUGUGCAGAAAGGGCCUUCAACUGAACAUCUACACUUACAACUGUAUUGUUAAUGGUCUUUGUAAAGCUGGAAACAUAAGACAAGCGGUGCAGCUUAUGGAAGAAAUGGAAAUUUCAGGGUUCCAGCCUGAUACUAUCACUUAUACGACUAUAAUGGAUGCUUACUGUAAAACUGGAGAGAUUGUCAAAGCUCAUGAGCUCCUGCGGAAGAUGCUGGAGAAAGGUCUUCAACCUACAGUUGUUACAUUCAAUGUGCUGGUGAAUGGGUUUUGUAUGUCAGGAAUGCUGGAAGAUGCCGAGAAGCUACUGACAUGGAUGUUGGAGAAGGGCAUAAGGCCGAAUGCAACUACCUACAAUUCUAUAAUAAGGCAGUACUGCAUUAAAAAUAAUAUGCGAAGAACAACUGAGAUUUAUAGGGGGAUGUUUGCUCAAGGAGUGAUUCCUGAUAGUAACACAUAUAACAUUUUGAUAAAGGGGCAUUCCAAAGCCAGGAAUAUGAAAGAGGCUUGGUUUUUGAGCAGAGAAAUGAUUGAGAAGGGAUUUAGUCUCACAGCUAGUUCUUAUAAUGCUCUUAUCAAAGGCUUUCUUAGGAGGAAGAAAAUCUCGGAAGCUACGGAACUAUUUGAAGAGAUGAGAAGAGAAGGGCUGCCUGCUGACAGAGAAAUAUACAGCAUUUUUGCUGAUAUGAACUAUGAAGAAGGGAACAUGGAAGCCACUCUCGACCUUUGUGAUGAAGCAAUAGAAAAAUGUCUUGUGGUACUACCUGAAGACAGGGACUUGCAAAUUUUGGGCCACUUGCAAGUUUCAUCAUCCUAGAGAGAAGGCUGGGCAUUGCUGGAAGAGUUUCCUUAAACAUUUUGGAAUGAGAUUGAAUCUGCUUAUUAUUUAAGAACUCGACAAUGCAAGUUUGGGGGCACUUGUAAAUUUCACCAUCCAUCAACCGAAUAAUAUGAUGGUUCCAUUGUGUGGUUCACUAAUGCUCAAUCUCCAACAACUCCUGGUCAGCAGUCAUAUUCCAGGGGGGAUAACAAAUUGGUCAAGAGCGUCAUUUAUCACUUGCCCACGCUGGCAGGGUUUUUCUAAUUAUACACCUCUAAUUUUUCAACAGGGAGAUGUAUCACUCCAUCCUACAGUGGCCAACUUGGGUCAGUUUCAUCAUCGGAUAGUCAGCAUCAAACAGUGAGAAACAGUCAGAUCUAUGAAACUAGAGUAAUCUGGAGUAGGAGGACCUCAAGGCAGAUAUUCUCUUUUCCGCUAUGGCUCUGUCUGUCUCAAUGAGGUUUUAUGCAUUGCACAGGGAAAAUGUAUUUCCUGAGAGACCUGGUCAGCCUGAAUGCCAGUUUUACAUGAAAACUGGAGACUGUAAGUUUGGUGCAGUUUUGAGAUUCCACCGUCCAAGAGAGAGACAUUCCUGCUCCUGACUGUCUUGAGUCUCAUAGGCCUUCCCUUUCGACCUGAGUUAUAUUACCUCCAGGCGGUUUUUAUAUCGUUUAUGAUUGUCUUAAGCCUCCAUUUUUUUUUUGUUACUUUUGAAGUCUGCUGGUUGAGUUAAAACUCGUCUGUAUUUGCAUAUUUAUGUCCCAACUAACCGAGGUUGUUUUCGGACUUGUCUUAGUAUUUGUUGCUUGCUAGCCUUGCUUAAUGGUAACCUGCUUAUGUUCUUAAAUUUUUGAACCACUUUCUGAUACAUAUUGCUUUGUUGAAAAGAAA
Molecule: messenger RNA, 4207 nt
Organism: Tripterygium wilfordii
Lineage: Eukaryota; Viridiplantae; Streptophyta; Magnoliopsida; Celastrales; Celastraceae
Product: pentatricopeptide repeat-containing protein At1g05670, mitochondrial
Exons: 9
Coding region: 1040-3313 (757 amino acids)
Molecular function (GO): protein binding
Source: RefSeq, a predicted model, not a curated record